AAAUUCUGAAGGAUAACCGAUUCGGAGUCAUCCCCAUCAGCUGCCGGACGGGCUCGGCGGCCACCCGCUCCGGCUCCCGGGGCCUGCCCGCCCGCCCGCCCGGCCCCGACCAUGCCGCCCCGAGCCGAGCAACCACGGGGCCGCUGAAGAGAGCGCGGCAGCCAUGAGCGAGGGCUCCCCCCCGGCUGGCCGGCGGGAGCGCCUCUCCUCCCGGCUGGUCCUGGGGAAGCACCUCUGGGAGGUCGCCUUAGACCGGGAACGGAGCGUCUUGUCCUGGAGGGACCCGGAGCCCUGCCCGCGAGGAGCCGCCAGCAGAGAGAGUUGUACUGUGCCCAUAUCCGAAAUCAUUGCUGUCAAGGAAACAGAAAUUGAUAUGAAACAAUCUAAAACAGCGAAAUGGCAAAAAAUGACAAAACCAUAUGCAUUCACAGUGUACCAUGUGAAGAGGGCACAAAAUCACCGCUGGCAGUGCAAUGACAUGACAUUCUGGUGCAUUGAUGAACAUCUUUGUAAUCAGUGGAUCCAAGCACUAAAAGAAUUACUUGAUUUACAGAUCUCUAGACCAAAGCACUUGCUUGUAUAUGUUAAUCCAUUUGGUGGGAAAAAACAAGGAGAAAGGAUUUAUGAAGAAAAAGUAGCUCCCCUCUUUAGUCUGGCUUCCAUCACCACUGAUGUCAUAGUUACUGAACAUGCCAAUCAUGCUAAGGAAGAUUUAUUUGAAGUCAAUCUAUAUAAAUAUGAUGGUGUUGUUUGUGUUGGUGGGGAUGGGAUGUUCAGUGAAGUGAUGCAUGGUGUGAUUGGAAGAACGCAGAAGGAUUGUGGCAUCGAUCAAAAUAAUCCCAAAGCAUCAUUAGCUCAAUGCAAUAUCAGGAUUGGCAUAAUCCCUGCUGGUUCAACAGACUGCAUAUGCUAUGCAACAGUUGGCAUCAAUGAUCCAGUGACAUCAGCAUUACAUAUCAUCAUUGGAGACACACAACCUUUGGAUGUCUCUUCAGUACAUCGCAAUAAUGCAUUUCUGAAAUACUGUGUAUCACUAUUGGGCUAUGGUUUUUAUGGAGAUAUUUUAAAAGACUGUGAAGCAAAGCGCUGGAUGGGUCCUGCCAGAUAUGACUACUCAGGUUUCAAGACCUUUCUAUCUCAUCAUUACUAUGAAGGAACAAUUUCCCUUCUACCAGCAACACACACUGUGGGGUCUCCAAGAGAUAAGAAAUACUGCAGAACAGGGUGCCGUAUUUGCAAGCAAAGUAAACAACGGCUGGAGAAAGAGCAGCGAAACUAUGAAAGGGGGAUUAAAGGGAAAGAAGAAGGAGAAUGGAAGGUUAUUAGAGGAAAGUUUCUAGCCAUCAAUGCUGCAAACAUCAGUUGCGCUUGUCCACGGAGCCCGAAAGGACUUUCACCAUCUGCUCACUUGGCAGAUGGCUCUGCAGACCUCAUUCUAGUCCGCAAAUGCUCUCGGUUAAAUUUUCUAAGGUACCUCGUAAGGCAUACUAACCAGGAUGACCAGUUUGAUUUUGCCUUUGUGGAAGUUUAUCGAGUCAAAAAAUUUCAGUUCACAUCAAAGCAUUUUGAAGAUGGGGACAAUGAUGUCAAUGAUAUGCAGAAAAAUCACUUUGGCCAGUUCUGCAGAGACCAUCCUGCUUGUUGUUGCGUCCUUCCUAACAGCACUUGGAACUGUGAUGGAGAAACUAUAGAUAGCUCAACAAUUGAAUUCAAGGUUCACUGUCAAUUAAUGAAACUCUUUGCAAGAGGAAUAGAAAAAUCCAAACAUGAAGCAGCUCACAAGCAUGAGAAGUAAUUAACUGAAGUCAACUCUCCCUGAAAACUGAACAACAGAUUACAGCUGGCUAGACAAAUAAGUAUUUCGGGCACGCUAAUAAAUGUUUUCAAAUGGAAUCAUGCUAAUAUUACUUUUUGUGUGAAUGUCUUGAAAGAGUUUAGAUUUUAUGCAAAUCAGACCAUUAUUUUUACAGAAAUGUAAUGUGUGCUACAAAGAAUGGGAAUUGGAUCGCAUUUCUUUCCUUCAAGCUAAUUUUAUAGCUGUCUUGCAGUGACAACUCAGCAUGCAGUUCUAGGAAAACCCAGCUAGAUUUGUAACUUCUCAAAGUAUGCCUUUUACUUUAUUGUUGUUGUUGUUUGUUGUUGUUGUUUUUUUGUAAGAGACUCGUCUUCUGUAUUUCCAUGCUGGCUCUGGAGAAGAGGAAGCCUCUUUCUGUACAGCUAUGACACCGGACUUUUCAUAGGUCUCUUUUUUAAAAUCCUUCUACCAAACAAGUUGGAAUCAGAGGGAUAGAGGCUGCACCAGCUUUGUCUUCAAGUAACUUCAUGCUCUCAUCGGCAUAAAAUUCAUUCCUUGCCAGUACCUACUGGGUUAGUGGCAAUUCGUUAAAUCUAUCACUAUAGUAAAAUGAAUAGACUUUUGCAACUGAUUUCCAUGGGAUCUGGUUUUGAAUCUUUGAUAUAAUCAAGAAAACUGAAUUUUUAAUCUCACACCUUGAUCUUCAGAAGUGCUACUGCAUUAAGAUUACUUGGCAGCCUCAUGUGGUUUGAAGACUCUACAGUAAUAAAGUCCUCAUAGAAACAUAAAGUUGGAAGAGACCAUAAGAGUCAUCUAGUCCAACUCUCUGCUAUGCAGGAAAAAUCAAUCAAAGCACCCCGACAGAUGGCCAUCCAGCCUGUUUAAAAACCUCCAAAGAAGGAGCUUCCACCAGACUCCCAAGACAGAGUGUUCCACUGUUGAACAGCUCUUAACAGGCAAGAAAUUUUUCCUAAUGUUCAGGUGGAAUCUUGUUUUCUGUCAUUUGAACUCAUUGCUCUCCCUCUACCUUAUGACAGCCUUUAAAAUAUUUGAACAUAGCUACAAUGUCUCCCCUCAGCCUUCUCUUCUGCAUGCUAAACAUUCCCAGCUCUUUACACCGCUCUUCAUAGGGUAUGGUUUCCAGACUUUUGAUCAUUUUAGUUGCCCUCCUUUGGACACAUUUCAGCUUGUCAAUAUCCCUCUUAAAUUGUGGUGCACAGAACCGGACACAGUAUUAUUCCAGGUGAGGUCUGACCAAAGCAGAAUAGAGGGGCACCAUUCCUUUCCUUGAUCUAGACACUAUACUCCCUUUGAUGCAGCCCUAAAUCCCAUUGGCCUUUUUAGUUACUACAUCACAUUGUAUUUAUUAUUUAUUUAUUACAGUAUUUGUACCCCGUCCUUCUCACCCAAUAGGGGACUCAAAGCGGCUUACAAUAAAAACACACAUAUAAAAAUAAUACAGUACAUUUCAAAUCAAUUCAAGUUAAAAUUACGUUAGACGUUCAUAAAAAAUACACAUAUAAAUAUACAAUUGGUGUGUUUUGAGUCUAAAAACUGGGUCUGUCAUUGAGUUCGUGUUCAACUUGUGGUCCAUGAAAACUCCAAAAUCUUUUUGACAUAGAGUCUUGUUGAGCCAGGUGUCACCCAUCCUGUAUCUGUGCAUUUCAUUUUUUUCUACCUAGGUAUAGCAUCCUACAUUUCUUCUUGUUGAAAUUCAUUUUGUUAAUUUUGGCCCCACUCUGUAAUUUGUGAACGUCAUUUAGAAUUCUGAUCUUGUCUUCCUCCCAUUUUGUAGUCAUGACAUAAUUCACUUUGUUUUCCCCAAGAAAAAUCUCUUGUUAAAUGAGCUUGACCUCAUUCUGCAACUUAACAAUGCAAUCCAAACAAGCAUUCCUGGCAUACAGCUGCAUAUUCUGGGGCACGUAUCAAUACAAAAGCGACAUGUAGCAUCAUGUGCAUUUGGCCAAAGCAAUCACUAAUAAAUGCUGGAGCAACUCAGAUAAAGCCUAUAGAAAUUACUUUGUCGAGUACAACAUUUCUAAUUCCCCAGCCAGUAUUUGGAAAUAGCCAUGUUGAUUGGGGGAUUUUGGAAAUUGUAGUACAAAAAGUAACUUUCCCAAACCUGCCCAGAUUACAUAGUAUCUGAGAAGGUCGGGGGGAUAUAUGGAUAUAUGUGUUAAAUUAACUAGGAACCAGCACUGAAUUUUGUCAAAUUUAUGUUGAUAUAAUGGUAGAAGUGAUAUCAGUAACAUACCAGUUUUUAAACAUAUUCUCUGUCAUCUGUAUCCUGUAAAACUACUAUCCAAGAAAAAUGUAGGUUCUCAACUGUUCUGACUAUACAAAUUGGCAAUGGCAUCUGCCACUGUCUGUUUGAGAAUGUGUAGAUUAAAUCACCCAGUGACAUGGCUAUCUGUUUAGUAACUACUGAAACUGUGUAGAAAUAAAGGAUAUUUAUUUUGAUACAUGACAAUGUGGGAUGAAAUUGGCAGUGGAUCAGAAUGUCUUCCUUUUGCAAUUACAGUUCCUCUGAAAGACUUGUUAUAAUGGAAAUAGACUCAUUCCCACGUUUAGAGUUUGGCAGAAACACCACUUUGUUAUUCUUGACUUUAAUUUGUACGUCUUAGAAAUUAAUUUAAUAAUAUUUGCUCUUUAUUUGUAUUUUGAGUUUCUGCUUUUCCUGAGAAUGUUCUCUUUCAUCCUUUCCAAAUAUGCUGUGACCUUAAACACAUGUCCCAGCAAAUAAGACCUAUUGAACUCAGUGGGACCUGUCUUCCAGAUAAACUCAUAAGAACGUGCUGCAGCAGUCCUAAGUUUUCUUAUAUUUCCUUGCAGUUCUGUUGCAUCCAAACACAUUCAAAUGCUUGGUAAGAGUUUGUUGUGUGCUAAUCAGAUAACUUCAAUCAGUAAUUAACUAGAUCCCAUUUAGUAUAGAGCAGUAUUCACACUGAAACAAUUUCUUGGACUCCCUCCGCAAAUGUUUUUUGUGCCCCCCCCAGAUCAAAACAAUUUUUUGCAACAUUUAACCCAUUCCCCCCACCCACCCAAAAAAAGCUACAAAAUGCCCCGGGGGCCUAGAAAGGCCCCAAAUCACAUUGAGCCUAGAAGGCAUUUGCUGGCAAAACCCCCUUGAGAUGUUUCCAUGGUUUAUCUGGCACCUCACUUUCAGUGGUUCUCAACCUGUGGGUCCCCAGAUGUUUUUGGCCUUCAACUCCCAGAAAUCCUAACAGCUGGUAAACUGGCUGGGAUUUCUGGGAGUUGUAGCCCAAAACACCUGAGAACCCAUAGUUCGAGAACCACUGUUUUAGAUGAAGAAAGAAACCUCCUUGUGAAUAAGGAGAGCAUGAAUCCCUGGUUAAUGUGUUUUUUGCUGCAGAAUGUGUGCAUUAAGGUAUUUCUCCCCCUCAUUUUCAGUUAAAGUUUUAAAUUAUAUUAUUUUAUGAUAUAAAGUUGUGGUUUCCUCAAGCUUCUCAGAUAUGUUUCUAAAUUUUAAACCUCAUAUUAUUUAGUAAUGCAAUUCUACUAUUGCAAAAACCCACACUAUCUCAUCCCCCCCCCCCAAAAAAAUGCUAAGAAAUACUACUGGCCAUAUAUAAAUCAACUGGUAAUCAGAAAAGGCUUGUUUAAAAAGUUGUUACCUAUCCAAGAAUAGACCUUGUGUUAUUAAAUUAAUUUAUUGAUUAAUAAGAGCUUAUUUAACAAGGCGUGAAAUAUCCCAGGAGGAGACCUUUAAUUAAGAAAUAAAUCAAGUAAAGCUUGUUAUAACAGGUUUUUAAAUUUCCCAGGAAUAGAGUUUUUAAAAGUUACUUUUUAGAUAACAACUUUGAGAAUCCCCCAACCUGCACAGCUUUGAAUUAUAGUCCAAAAAGUAAUUGUGUCCCAAAAUAGGAACAAAUCAGUCCGACUUGCACAUAUGUCAGCCUAUAUAAAAUUAAGCGCAUUUCACAUGGCCAGUUAUCUGGAAGUAAAGCAGAAGGUCAGUAAAAUAAAAUAAAGCAGCCAGAAAAACACAUCAGGCAGCGUCAAUUCUUUCCAAGCAUUUCAUCAAACUCAGCAGGAGGUAAGCUUUUAAAUAGCAUUCUGUCUUUAGCGCAUUCCUGCAAGCAAGGCUAAAAUUUGCCACCUGAAAAUGAAUGCUCUUUUCUCAAACUUGUAUUUAUCAGAUUUGCUUUUAUUGAACAUACUAUGUUGGUCUAUUUUUUAUGUGUAUGUACUAUAGGCUGUGGAAUCCGCUGCAUCCUUAUUUGGGAUUGUGUCCCCUUGAACUCAGUGAAGUUUGUUUUCAAGAAAAUGUGUAAAGGAUAGGCUGUAUCUGAAUGCUAAAGGCUUAAUGAGAAACUAGAAUGAGCCUCCUGAACAUGAACACUGUCAGUGGGAGGCUCCAUGAUCGCUUGUUGUAAGGGGUUAUUUUCCUUUAUCAAUCUUGCUGGCUUCAAGGUUGAAAAGCAACGUUUUAUUCUUAUGUGCUGAAUUCUUCUGAAAAAUAAACAUUUAAAUUAUGUUGCAGAUGCAA
Messenger RNA from Anolis carolinensis (green anole), 6305 nucleotides. RefSeq names its product ceramide kinase (gene cerk). Gene Ontology annotation, molecular function: ceramide kinase activity. Gene Ontology annotation, biological process: ceramide metabolic process; phosphorylation. Bases 164 to 1795 code for a protein of 543 amino acids. The transcript has 13 exons. The record is from RefSeq and is a predicted model, not a curated record. Lineage: Eukaryota; Metazoa; Chordata; Lepidosauria; Squamata; Anolidae.